AUGGCGUCUGUGCAAGCACCUCCUGGUGUUCAGCAGCACCCAGGGGGUCCUAUGCCUACCGGCGCAACAAAGCAGCAGGCUGAAGAAGUCUUUCGGAAACUCAAGCAAAUGAAGGACCAGGGUGUUCCUGCGUCCGACCCUGAAUAUAUCAAAGCACACCAAUUCCUCACGAGUUUUCAACAACAACACAACAUGCGCCGCACCCAGCAGCAGAUGAUGCAACAACACCAGCAGCAGAUGCAGAGCAUGCCCAACGGCGCUGCCAACGGCGCUCAGGCCCAGCGUUCCCAACAAGGGACACCGCAACCCGGACAACCCGUGCUCAACACUUCAGGUAUUACUGCUGCGGCGGCGGCUCCCAACGCUGUGGCUACGCCGACUGCUAGCGCUUCACCCGCCGCCGGCGCAUCGAAUCUCUUCAGUCAGCAGCAGCUUGCCCUUCUCAGGCAGCAAAUUCAUGCGUUCAAGUUACUUGGCAAAAAUGCUGGCGUCUCUAUGCAGCUGCAGCAAGCAAUUUUUAAUCAGCGCUUGCGUCGGCAGGCUAUCAUGGCUGAUUCUCCAGUCUCUACCCCAACCAAGGGCCCUGCUGCUGACAAUAAGGAUGCUCCCAAUGGUGGUGAUGUGGCUGUCCAGGAUGAGGCAGACCGAAUGCCGAAGCAGCAUGUCUAUAAGGCGGUCAAGUCUCCUUACGGCACCAACAUGGUCCGCCCAACCAUCAACUAUUUUGAUCAUACCCAGCGCAAGAACCGUUGGUUUAUUCCUGGCAUCUUCCCCACCGGUAUCGAUGCUGAGCAUCUGCGAUAUGAACACGAAGUUGUUGUAUUCAACCGCAUGAGCCAGCGCUACGCGGAGCUGAAGAACAUGCCCGCCAACAUUGGCCAUGUUGAUGCCACCGACGACAACCUUGAGGUCCACGACGAUCUCAAGAGACGCGCCAUCAUUGAGAUGAAGAAGUUGGCACUGUAUUCUAAACAGCGCCAACUACGUGAAAAGGUUGGCCGGCAGAUGCUGCACUAUGACAACUUGGCAAUGACGACAAAUCGUUCCAACUACCGUCGCAUGAAGAAGCAGAACGUUCGCGAGGCUCGCAUCACCGAGAAGUUGGAGAAGCAGCAGCGUGACGCUCGUGAGAACCGCGAAAAGAAGAAGCACUCCGACUUCUUGCGUGCCAUCUACAACCACCGCGCCGAAAUUCACGAAACUGCCAGCGGCCAGCGCACCAAGUUCCACAAGCUCAGCCGUCUCAUGUACUCUCAGCACUUCAACAUCGAGAAGGAAGAGCAGAAGCGUGUCGAGCGUACCGCCAAGCAGCGUCUCCAAGCUCUCAAGGCCAACGAUGAAGAAGCCUAUCUCAAACUGCUCGAUCAAGCCAAAGAUACUCGUAUCACGCACUUGCUGCGCCAAACCGAUGGCACACAAAGGCAGGCUGCCGAGCGCUAUGGCGACGACUCCGAGCAGUUUGCAGCCGAAGAAUCUGAAUCUGAGCCUGAAGAGGAGGAUGAAGAGACAGGCGGAAAGAAGAUCGACUACUAUGCUGUUGCUCACAGAAUUCGUGAGGAAGUUACUGAACAGGCCAACAUGCUGAUUGGUGGCAAGCUCAAGGAGUAUCAGGUCAAGGGUCUUCAAUGGAUGAUCUCACUCUACAACAAUAACCUGAAUGGUAUCCUCGCAGACGAAAUGGGUCUCGGAAAGACCAUUCAAACUAUCAGUCUGAUUACAUAUCUCAUUGAGCGCAAACAGCAGAGCGGACCAUAUCUCGUCAUUGUUCCUCUGAGUACCCUCACUAACUGGAACCUCGAGUUCGAGAAGUGGGCGCCCGGCAUCAGCCGCAUUGUUUACAAGGGUCCUCCUAAUGCUCGUAAGCAGCAGCAGGAAAAGAUCCGCCAGGGUCGUUUCCAAGUUCUUUUGACCACGUACGAAUACAUUAUCAAGGACCGACCAAUCCUGAGCAAGAUCAAAUGGUUCCAUAUGAUCAUUGAUGAAGGUCAUCGCAUGAAGAACAGCAACUCUAAGCUGAGUGCAACCAUCCAGCAGUACUACAACACCCGUUUCCGCCUUAUUCUUACUGGUACUCCGCUGCAGAAUAAUCUUUCUGAACUCUGGGCUAUGCUCAAUUUUGUCUUGCCAAACAUCUUCAAGUCUGCUACGACAUUCGAUGAAUGGUUCAAUACUCCCUUUGCCAAUACUGGUGGGCAAGACAAGAUUGAACUUACAGAAGAAGAGCAAAUCUUGGUUAUUCGUCGUCUACACAAGGUGCUGCGACCAUUCCUUCUGCGUCGUCUCAAAAAGGAUGUCGAGAAGGAUCUUCCUGACAAGACGGAAAAGGUCAUCAAGUGCAAGUUCUCAGCUCUACAAUCGAAGCUGUACAAGCAAAUGGUUACCCACAACAAGAUUGCCGUGGGCGACGGCAAGGGUGGAAAGACCGGUGCGCGUGGUCUCAGCAACAUGAUUAUGCAGCUGCGAAAGCUUUGCAACCAUCCGUUCGUUUUUAGCGAAGUUGAGAAUGUCAUGAAUCCCCUCAGCAUCAGCAACGAUAUCCUGUGGCGAACGGCGGGCAAGUUUGAGCUUCUGGACCGGAUCCUGCCAAAGUACCAGGCAACAGGCCAUCGUGUACUCAUGUUCUUCCAGAUGACUGCCAUUAUGGACAUUAUGGAGGACUAUCUCCGCUACCGUCGCAUGGAGUAUCUCCGGCUCGACGGUACCACCAAGUCUGACGAGCGUUCGGAUCUGCUACACGAUUUCAACUCCCCUGAUUCGAAGUAUUUUGUUUUCUUGCUUUCCACCCGUGCCGGUGGUCUCGGUCUGAAUCUGCAGACAGCCGAUACUGUCAUCAUUUACGACUCGGAUUGGAAUCCUCAUCAAGAUUUGCAGGCCCAGGAUCGUGCCCAUCGUAUCGGCCAGAAGAACGAAGUCAGAAUUCUCCGUCUGAUCAGCUCCAACUCGGUCGAGGAGAAGAUCCUCGAGCGUGCUCGCUUCAAGUUGGACAUGGAUGGCAAGGUUAUUCAGGCCGGUCGUUUUGAUAACAAGUCGUCAGAAACUGACCGAGAUGCCAUGCUUCGAACUCUGUUGGAAACAGCUGAUAUGGCUGAGUCUGGCGAGCAAGAAGAGAUGGAAGACGACGAGCUGAACAUGCUUCUAGCACGUAGCGAUGAAGAGAUCAUGAAGUUCCAGGCCAUUGAUGAGCAACGCGCAAGAGAAUCCCCGUACGGCGGCUCCAAGGGCAAGCCCAGACUAAUGGGUGAGGAUGAGUUGCCCGAGAUCUACCUGAGCGAGGGCAAUCCUGCUCCUGACGAGACAGAGGAUCUUGUUCUUGGCCGUGGUGCUCGUGAGCGAACCAAGGUCAAGUAUGACGAUGGCCUCACUGAGGAGCAGUGGCUCAUGGCUGUUGAUGAUGAUGAAGAUUCACCAGAGGCAGCGGCACAGCGCAAGCAGGCUCGCAAAGACAAGCGCGAGUCUAAACAGAAGAAGUUGGGGAUGGACGACUCUCCUGCCGCCAGUCGCGCCAGCACAGAAGAGAUUGAGACACCGAAAAAGCGUGGUCGCAAGCCUGGUAGCAAAAACGAGAAGCGCAAGGCUGAAGACGGAGACGAUGAGCCGCCUACUAAGAAACGCCGUGGCCCUCAAGGACGGCCUAGCAAGGGAAGCGCGAACGAGUCUCGUCUGAAUCCUCAGCAGCGGCAGCUCCUGCAAAAGUGUCUACGAUCUCUGUACGACGCCUUGAUGGCUCUCGAGGUUGACGAUAUUGAACCGCCUGCCGAGGAUGACGAAUCUGACGCUGGCAAACGCCUCAUUAUUGGACCCUUCAUCAAGCUGCCGCACAAGCGCGACUAUGCCGAUUACUACCUCAUCAUUACGAAUCCCAUCUGUAUGAAUCAAAUUCAGACACGCAUCAAGAAGGAAGAGUACAAUGCUCUCAGCGAUCUGAAGAAGGACUUUGACCUCAUGAUUCGCAACUGUCAAACGUACAAUGAAGACGGUAGCAUUCUGUAUCAGGAUGCCAAGACCAUGGCUGAAUUCUUUGUGGCAAAGUAUCAAGAGCAGAUGGAGACGUUCCCUGCACUGCAGGAACUUGAAGAGGGCGGCAAGGCUAGCUCUGUUGCUCCCUCGGCUGCCGAAAGCACGCCACAGCCGAGCGGCACUCGCAUCAAGAUCAUCACAAACAGCGCGCGCGAGGCUAAUGGGACGCGACCCGCUGGCCAGAGCGACGAGGAAUAA
Messenger RNA from Beauveria bassiana ARSEF 2860, 4215 nucleotides. RefSeq names its product chromatin remodeling complex SWI/SNF, component SWI2 and ATPase. Bases 1 to 4215 code for a protein of 1404 amino acids. The record is from RefSeq and is a predicted model, not a curated record. The transcript is spliced from 3 exons. Lineage: Eukaryota; Fungi; Ascomycota; Sordariomycetes; Hypocreales; Cordycipitaceae. Gene Ontology annotation, biological process: positive regulation of transcription by RNA polymerase II. Gene Ontology annotation, molecular function: ATP binding; histone binding; DNA binding. Gene Ontology annotation, cellular component: nucleus.